Triticum aestivum (bread wheat) is the source of this 3244-nucleotide messenger RNA. Its product is annotated as disease resistance protein Pikm1-TS. Gene Ontology annotation, biological process: defense response to other organism. The record is from RefSeq and is a predicted model, not a curated record. The coding region runs from base 323 to 3067 and encodes 914 amino acids. NCBI's taxonomy places the organism in Eukaryota, Viridiplantae, Streptophyta, Magnoliopsida, Poales, Poaceae. Gene Ontology annotation, molecular function: ADP binding. The transcript has 3 exons.
UACAGGCAGCUAACAGGCAGGAAUUCUUUUGGCUCCACGCAAUACUAGAAUAGGCCGGCGGCGGUCGGUGCCCGGCCUGGCCAUACGGCCGGAAGCGAGCUCAACCAGAGUGUGAGGCAUCAAGACGACUGCCGUGAGCGCAGCCACGGGGGCCCUGGGGCCCGUCCUAGAGAAGCUGACUGCUGUUCUUGGCGACGAGCGCACGCUUACAGGCGGCGGGAGGAGUGACAUUGAGUUGAUCAAGUCGGACCUCGAGCUUGUGCACUCUGUCCUUCCCAAGAUAUGGGGGAGCGACAAUCUGGAUGCGCCGUGCAAGGAUUGGAUGGCCGAGGUACAGGAGUUAUCCUACGACAUGGAGGACGACAUCGACGACUUUGUAAAUCAGAAGGCCAGUCAGAUCUCUUUAGAGCAACUGAAGACAAGAGUCAAGAAUGUGUCGCGGCGGAGCUGCGAGAUGCAGAAGGCCGCAGAAGCUACCUCCAACUGUAGCAAGCCGGCCAUAGUAGAUCCUCGAUCUCGCUUCCUUCACAGUGAUCCGUCAGAACUCGUGGGCAUGGAGGCACUCAAAGAUGAUCUCUUCGAAUUGGUGGCAGGAGGUGUGGACACAUUGGGGGACGCCGGAGAACAACACUCGGAAAAUAUUAGUUUCAAGGUACAAAUGCCGAAUGAUAAGUUGCGCUCAAUGGCGCUGGCGACAGCGGCUCGGAUACAGGGGGUGAGGUCGAAGGGUAUCACCGGCACUGCGGGGGACAUACUGGAGGUCGUCGGGUGCCGAAUAGACGUCGUUGAGUUGGUUACCAUGCUCCGAAAGAAGCUGGGCGGAGCGCAAAUUACGAAGGUCGAGCGGGUGAAAAAGAAUCUGCCGGCGGUAGCCGCCCGCCAGCGACCACAUCAGAUCAAAACGAUAUGCAUCCACGGACUGCCAGGGGUUGGUAAGACAGCUCUUGCAGAUCUAGUGUACUCCGCCACAGAAGAGCAAUUCGAUUGUCGGGCAUUUGUGUCGGUUUCUCCAAGCCCUGACAUUACGGAGGUUCUGCGAGCAAUUGUCACGCAAGUAACUAAUUCACCGGUUGCCUACACCGGAGCAGUGACCGAACAGUAUCUCCUCCACGAAUUAUCAAAAUUCCUCGUUGACAAAAGGUACCUCGUGAUUAUUGAUGACAUUUGGCAUUGGGAAGAAUUGCAAAUCAUCGCAAAGUCUCUGCCAAAGAACAAUCCGAGCAGUAGAAUAGUCAUCACAACUCGCAUCAGUGCUAUUGCUGAGAAAUGUCUAACUGACGACAUGCAUACCUUGCUCUAUAAAAUUGGAGGUCUUGAUGUUGUGGAUGCUUGGACUCUAAUGAAAUCUGGCGACGAUAAUGCAUUUUAUGGUAUUACGGAAAUGUGUGAUGGUAUGCCGCUAGCAAUAAUUUGCAUAUCGUUAGCAAUGAAAGAGCAGACAAAGGAGGAGGAUGGUGAUUUGGGAAAAACGAGGGUUCUGAGGCGUGUAAAAGAUGGGAUCUUAACUAUCCCGUCUUUGAAACCAUUGGCUGAGAGCUUAUGUCUUGGCUACAAGGAUCUUCCUCUCUAUCUGAGGACUUUCUUGCUAUACUGUAGUAUAUACAGUUGCCGUCACAAAUUCGAAAAAGAUCGUUUGGUGAGGAGAUGGAUUGCUGAAAGAUUGGUCUAUCAAGAGGAGACCGCAGAAGGUUACUUUGACGAUCUUGUCGACAGGGAAUGGAUUAAACCGGUAGCAAGUGGUAAACAUGAAAUCCACCCCGUGAUGUUGGCCUUCCUCAAGUGCAAAUCACAAGAGGAUAAUCUUGUUACACACUUGGAUUUCUGCUCCGAUAUUUCACCGUGUAAACAAAUUCGUCGGCUGUCCCUCCAAGGCAAAAAGGGGCAAUCAAUGAACUUUUCAGCAUUGGAUUUAUCACACACUCACUCCCUCGCUGUCUUUGGUUCAGUAAGUGGAGUCCCCUUCAAGCGUUUCGAACGGCUGCGAGUUCUGGAGCUUGAAGACACUGAGGGUCUAGAGAAUGCUCAUCUGGUGGAUAUAUGUGGACUGCUCUGGCUGAGGCACAUUGGUCUCAUGGGGACACCAAUAACCGAGGUUCCAUUUCAGAUCAAGAGUUUGCUGCAUCUGGAGACUCUCGAUAUAAGAGACACAGGGGUCAUGGAGCUCCCCUGGGAAGCUUGUCAGCUUCCAAAAUCCGUGCGCGUUCUCGCUGGCAGUAAGGAUUCCCGCCAAGGUAUAAGUUUGCCUGAGGGCGUGCACGAAGAUCUCGAGAACGGAAUUCCAGACUCUUCCAUGGCAAAGUGCAGGGAGGUCUUGUCCAUCCUGCUUAUUGACCCUUUUGGUCUCGGCGCAGCUCCACAAUUUGCCGCAUUCAAGGUUCCCGGAAGGUGCAUGCAUAUUCCGGAGUUGAUCAAAGAAUACUUCAAAAUUCUCUCCUCCUUGGAUAUCAGGCUCUUCAAACUGGAAGAGGAUGACAUCAAGUUUCUGCAGGAGAUGCCCAAUCUCAAGAUUCUCGUGGUGAGGUUUGAAGUCGUCCCAGUGGAACCGGUAACCAUCAACGCUGUAGGGUUCGCGAUGCUGGAGAGCUUCGGUGUAGAUUCCCGCGUGCCACGUGUGACAUUCGAGCAAGGAGCAAUGCCAAAGCUCAGACGUCUCGCGUUCAAGAUUUACAAUGGUCCAGAAAGCAAAAACCCUCUGGGCAUCACACACCUCCGGAGGCUCGAGGUAGUCGUCUUCCGGUGCUCCCCGUGGUAUGGAGGCGACAGCCCGGGCAUCAGCACCACGGUUGCAAUUGUCAGAAGGGAGGCAUGGGAGCAUCCCAACCAAAUCACUCUCUGCAUCAAUGACUAUAAAGAGAUUUUCCCGGAGAGAAAGAGCGCACUGGCACAGGUUUGUGAAGAAUCUGGGAGCAGCAGGAUGGGUGGGGUGGAUGUACAGGCAGAUAUCUUCUCUGUCUCUGCUGCCCGAAACAGCAUAGCUAGUAUUGAUGCUACUGCAAGCUGCAGCCAGACGAGCGAAAUUGAAGAGGUCAAAGACCAAUGGUAUAGUUAUUUUUUCGGACUACCAUAGUGGCUCUUAUAAAUGCAAACGCAACAUCUUUAGCAUAUUCAAAUUGAUUGACACUAUUGACAUCACAAAAGUUGUGCUAAAUCAAAUAUCAUUUUUUUUGUUUAUUACUUGUAAUUUGUGGGCAGAUAUUAUUUUGCCAUUUCUACAAGAACCAUAUUUGCAAUCAUAUAUGUUGUU